UCUGCCACCUGCACUCCUGGGACGUGGGGUUCCUGACAAUAUGGAUCAAGAAGGUGGGCAGGCAAGAACCUGGGCCCACAUGUCCUUCUGCCUUCUGAAAACCUUUUUUUUUCUUUUUGAAGGUGAGAAAUGUCGCAGCUUCAUUGACCUGGCCCCCGCGUCAGAGAAAGGGGUCCUGUGGCUGUCGGUAGUCUCCGAGGUGCUCUAUAUCCUCCUGCUGGUGGUCGGCUUCAGCCUCAUGUGUCUGGAGCUUUUCCACUCCAGCAAUGUCAUCGACGGGCUCAAGCUCAACGCCUUCGCAGCCGUCUUCACGGUGCUCUCAGGCCUCCUGGGAAUGGUCGCCCACAUGAUGUACACGCAGGUGUUCCAGGUCACCGUGAGCCUUGGCCCUGAAGACUGGAGACCUCAUUCCUGGGACUACGGGUGGUCCUUCUGCCUGGCGUGGGGCUCCUUUACCUGCUGCAUGGCAGCCUCUGUGACCACGCUCAACUCCUACACCAAGACGGUCAUUGAGUUCCGGCACAAGCGCAAGGUCUUUGAGCAGGGCUACCGGGAGGAGCCGACCUUCAUAGACCCUGAGGCCAUCAAGUACUUCCGGGAGAGGAUCGAGAAGGGGGAUGGGAGUGAGGAGGAGGACUUCCGCUUGGACUGCCGCCAUGAGAGAUACCCGACCCGACACCAGCCACACAUGGCGGAUUCCUGGCCCCGGAGCUCCGCGCAAGAACCCCCCCAGUGCUGGGUCCUGGGGCACUGGGUGUGACCGACACCCCAACCUGGCCCUGUACCUCAGGCCAUCACUGGCAUCACCCCCUGCCACAAGACACUCAUUUGGUGCCACCGGAAACCUGGCCCGUGUGCUGUGAAUUCACCCAGCCUGUGUGGGAGACACCGGGCCUGUUCUGUCCACCACUGCCUGGGUCUCAGGGCCCCAGAGAUGGGCCGGGGCAUCCCGAGGGAAUGGACGGGACUGCACAGAGUGACUUUGGGGCAUCAGCUCCUAACUCUUGCCACCAUCAUAUGCAGAGCUGCAGAAACAUGGACGCUGGCCACCGAAUGCCAGGGCACCCAGGAGCCAACCAGGAAACUAAGGGGGAGCCCAGGAGCAGCACCCUACAAGGGCAGGGAGCGGGGCUUCCUGAGGGGAGGGGCACGCAGCAGGCACACAGCAGGGGCUCAAUAAAUGCUUGUUGAACCUGUCGUCUUGCAGUGUCUGCAGGCCGGCUGCACUCUGGGUUGUGGCCGAUCACUCCUGUCCCCUCCUAGUGCUCCAGGGCGAGAGCCUGAGUAUGUGGAGGCCAGACCCUGCAGGAUGGAGUGAGCCGGAGCCAGGCUGGGCCUGGGAGCGAGGCAGGCUGGACUGGGCUGGCAGGGCUCCCUUGGGUAGGAAGGUGGCAACUUGGGGGCCAGGCAGGCAAUGUAAGGGGCAGGAUAUGGGCCCUCAAGCCCAGGCCCACCACAGGGUGAACAAGCCACGUUUCUUCUCCUGAUGGCUUAGUGAUGUUGCUCCCUGCAGCCUCCACGGGGACCCUUUACCUGUAUCUAAGGGCCUCAGUUACAGAAAAUCCUGGGGGUCAGGGUGCCUGGGGGUCAGAUUCCUAUUACCCAGAGUCACAGAGGCUGGAUGAACUUGCCUUAGAUUACAGAGCUAGCCAACGGCAGAGUGGGGGUCUGAACCAGCGCUUCCAACUCCAAGUUCAGGCAUCUCCCAAGGCCUCGGUUCUUCCCAGGAUUUCUAGAGCUUCCCCCCAAAUUAGAACACAUCCUUCUUUGCUCCUUUGUCACUCAUCUAUUCAUCAUCCAUCCAUCCUUCCACCAUCCACUCAUCCAUCCAUCCAUCCAUUCUUC
Messenger RNA from Tupaia belangeri chinensis (Chinese tree shrew), 1845 nucleotides. RefSeq names its product GSG1 like (gene GSG1L). The record is from RefSeq and is a predicted model, not a curated record. NCBI's taxonomy places the organism in Eukaryota, Metazoa, Chordata, Mammalia, Scandentia, Tupaiidae. Gene Ontology annotation, cellular component: plasma membrane; postsynaptic density membrane.